UCCUCCGGUGGAAAGCCAUGUCCGGAAACUCACAGAAGAGCCCCUACUCCCCCUCCCCCGUGGGUGGGAGCCUUUUACUUCAGGUAUGAGGUGUUUCUCUUCGGACUAAGGGCCCUAGGCCGGAAGAGGAUGGCGGCGGCUGCUCUGAAGAGAUUUUGGUCCCGAGGCCGCGGAGAAGGGGGCGUUGAGGCUGGAAAUGCUGCCGUGGCGGUGAAGCCAAGCGUGUGGGCGCGGCUGGGCGACUGGGCCCGCGCGCUGCUCCGGGACUACGCAGAGGCUUGCCGGGACGCGGUGGCUGCGGCGCGGGCUCGGCCGGGGCGCGCAGCAGUGUACAUGGGGCUGCUGGGCGGCGCCGCAGCCUGCUGCGCUCUGGCGCCGAGCGAGGAGGCCUUCGAGGAGGCGCUGCUCGAUGCGUCUGGGACUCUCCUGCUGCUAGCGCCAGCCACUCGCAACCGCGAUUCCGAAAGCUUCCUGCAGCGACUCCUUUGGCUGCGGGGCCGCGGUCGUCUGCGCCACGUGAAUCUGGGGUUCUGCUCGCUCGUGUACGAGGCGCCCUUCGACUCCCAGGCCAGCCUCUACCAGGCCCGCUGCCGCUACUUGCAGCCCCGCUGGGUCGACUUCCCCGGCCGAAUCCUGGAUGUGGGCUUCGUGGGCCACUGGUGGAUACUGAGCACCCGGAUGCGUGACUGCGACAUCAACGAUGACGAGUUCCUGCACCUGCCGGCACAUUUGCGCGUGGUCGGACCCCACCAGCUGCACUCCGAGGCUAAUGAGCGGCUCUUCGAUGAGAAGUACAAGCCUGUUGUGCUCACUGACGAUCAGGUGGACCAGGCGCUGUGGGAGGAGCAGGUGUUGCAAAAGGAGAAAAAGGACAGGCUUGUCCUGAGCCAGGCCGACUCGCUAGUGCAGUCGCAGGUCGCAAGAUGAAACCCAGUAAGAGCGUGAGGCCUGACUGGGGUCUGAGCCCUGGCAGACUGUGGAAUGAUGAGAGUGGGACGUAAAUUAUAUGCACUGUUCUCUAACUGCUGUUGUUGAAAACAAGUUUGGAGAGCCAUACUCUCUAUCUCUUUGUUCCUUAUUAGUGAAGCUAGUUCACAGUCUUUUUGGUCUAGGAAUUGGGUAGAGCAGAGUUGACUAAUGUUUAUCACUGCCAGAGCUGGUAAUGAGCCUUUUACAUAAGUCUUUUUAGGCUGGGAAUGUAGUAGCUCAAGUGGUAAAGCACUUGCCCCUGGCAUCCCUAAAGUCCUAGGUUUGAUCCCCACUACCACAAAGACAAAAGAAAAAUAACUUCAUCCUUUUUCACUGUGUGACACAAGUCCCUUGACAGAGGUACUACAUUGGUCAGGUGACUCCCAAACUCUCUUCCAAGAGCAUGCAUAUUUUGCUUUAUUUCUUUGUGUGUUUUCCUCCUCUUGUUCUUUUUCUUUGCGGGGAGGGAGGGGGUACUGGGGACUGAACUCAGGGGCACUUGGCCACUGAGCCACAUCCCCAGCCCUAUUUUGUAUUUUAUUUAGAGACAGGGUUUUAGAGAGUUGCAUAGUGAAUUGUCGUUGCUGAGGCUAGCUUUGAACUCACGAUUCUCCUGUCUCAGCCUCCCAAGCUGCUGGGAUUAAAGGCGUGUGCCACCAUGCCCAGCUCCUCUUGUUCUUUUAUGAGUAACAUGUUUGUUCAGAUUUUUAAAAUUCGUUGAGCCAGCUGUGGUGAUACACACCUGUAAUAUGAGCUACUCUAGAGGCUAAAGCAGAAAGAUUGCAAGUUUGAAACCAGCCUGGGCAGCUUAAUAACACCAUAUUCAAAUAAAAAGGGCUGGAGAUGUUGCUCAGUAGUAGAGCACUGGCAGUGUGAGUGAGGCCUUGGAUUCAAACUCCAUUACCAAAAAUAAAGUAAAACACUAAUUAUAGUCUCACAAGAAAUUGGCAAAAUAAUACAUUUUGAAUACUCUUUACCCAGUUUCCCUUAAAUGGUAUUGUUUUACAUAACUAAUACUAAAUGAGGAUAUUGAUAUUAGUAUGACUGUUUGGUUUUGGAAGGGACGUGUUUUUGUAAAAACAACUUGGUUUUAUCAUAUGUGUAUUGACAGUGAUUAGAAGUGGCUUGGAAGGAAAAAUAGGUCCUAAUCUCAAAAUCUAUAUCUAAUUGUAAAUCCUGUUGAUGUCAUACUUCAGGUACCCUGAAAACAGAAUUCUUUGGAAAAGAAUAAGUUAAAUUAUGUAGUUGGUACUUAGCUAGGUUAUGAUAAUCACACCUCUUAAGCUAAAAUAUUGGGGAAUGUGACUACCUCUGUCACCUUGGUGCCUGUAGCUAGUUAAUAAAACCAGGAGAUGAAACA
Marmota monax (woodchuck) is the source of this 2329-nucleotide messenger RNA. RefSeq names its product translocase of inner mitochondrial membrane 29 (gene Timm29). Gene Ontology annotation, biological process: protein insertion into mitochondrial inner membrane. Lineage: Eukaryota; Metazoa; Chordata; Mammalia; Rodentia; Sciuridae. The transcript is spliced from 2 exons. The record is from RefSeq and is a predicted model, not a curated record. The coding region runs from base 130 to 927 and encodes 265 amino acids. Gene Ontology annotation, cellular component: TIM22 mitochondrial import inner membrane insertion complex.